Messenger RNA from Mugil cephalus (flathead mullet), 1473 nucleotides. RefSeq names its product THAP domain-containing protein 6-like. The transcript is spliced from 6 exons. Lineage: Eukaryota; Metazoa; Chordata; Actinopteri; Mugiliformes; Mugilidae. The record is from RefSeq and is a predicted model, not a curated record. Bases 301 to 1002 code for a protein of 233 amino acids.
ACUGAAACAAGAAGAAAAAGAAGAAGAAGACGAGGCCCUACAGGGGAGAGAGGAACAAACUGAAAACAGCAGUACAGAAAGCAAAGUAAAGUUUCACUGUAAAGAACCUCCCGGGUGAAAAUGGAAAGAUAACACGCAGCUAUCUGAUUAGGCAAACACAUAUGUACGAACACGCCGCACUGACUGUGGGGGGAGGACGUGCCUAAAGCGUCGCCAUCUUGGUACAGUACCAGCAGAGGCGGCGGCGCAUGUAAACCAACGAAGGAAAGAGCAGACGCGCUCCUGAAAUAAACUUAAAAGAUGCCGGACUUCUGUGCUGCAUAUGGAUGCUCUAAUGAGAGGAGCAUAUCAACCAAGUCUCGUGGCAUCACUUUUCACAGGUUUCCCAAAGACAGUAUUUUGAGGAGACAAUGGGAACAGGCAGUGCAACGAAAAGAUUUUGUGGCAACUGCCAGGUCGUUGCUCUGCAGCCAACACUUCAAGCCAGAGGAGUUUGACAUGACGGGGCAAACUGUCCGUCUGAGACAUGGAGUCACACCGUCCGUCUUCAACUUCCCAUCUCAUUUACGAAAGGAAGUUGCAUCAACGACAACUAUGGCUUCGAUAAAAGCAGAAGAGAGCCUGCCAGUGGACGUGCCUCAGUAUUCAUGUGACACUCAACCUCAUUCUAAUGUCGACCACAAUUAUGCUUUGCCUGCCUCUCCCACUGCUCUAAAGGCCAGACUGGGAGCAGCUCUGGCUAGAGUGGAGAGUCUGGAGCGCGAGAAAAGAAACGGCAUGAUCCGGGAGCGAAGGGCGAGGAAGAAUGUGCACACGCUUCUAGAGGAUCUGAGGGAGAAAAAUCUUAUAAAUGAAGAGCUGAAAGACAGACUCAAAUGCUUCUCAGAUCUCUUGGCGAAGAAGAAAAGAAAGAGCCGAAGAAGAGCAAUGAGUCCACCGGAGAGCAGAGGGAGUUUGCCGUCGCACUGCACCUUCACGGUCCAAAGGCAUAUGGUUUCCUGAGAGAGUCUCAGCAUCUUCCUCUUCUGCGUCCCCGUACAUGACAAUGAUAUUCUAUAUGUUGCCUGAUUGUUAAAUGCAUUGUGAAGGACUGAGCUGGCAGGCAAAUUCUGAAAAGUGGGUUUUCUACGUCCAAAAAAACUUGCGAGAAGAAUAUAUUUCAACAAAAGCAUAACAAAAAUAUAGGCCCAUAAAAAGAGGUAAACUUAGCAAAACUGUGCUUAAGAAUUCAAACUUUACAGUAAAUUAACUGAACAGCCAAAAUGGACCAGCAUCAGGGAACAAAGGUCUCUUCUGUGUCCUGCAGCCUGCAACAAAGUCAACUCAUUUAUUCGAACAGGCCUUCUCAGUUCCACUGGAGAGAUGAGGGAGUUUCUAUUUACUGUCAUUUAAAUAUACUUAUAUGUUUGUAUAUAUAUAUAUAUAUAUAUAUAUAUAUAUAUAUAUAUAUAUAUAUAUAUAUAUAUAUGAAUU